AUGAGCGGACGAGUCCUCGCUGCAGGGCUCCGGCCUGUGGCUCGGCGUGCGGCUAUUCACCCUGCUCGACAUCUACAUCGUCAUUCUACGGGCGGACUCCUCCAGGCCGAUGCAACGAUACGAGCGACUCGGAAGCGUAUGUGGUACGGUGGCAACGCUUUUCACAAUGCCGUCACCGCUAGGAAUGUCUCGUUUGCGAGAUUCUUGCCCAAGCUCAUGGUCAAGUUUCUCAGAGUGCCAGCAAUGUUUGGCGGCGUAGCUAUCGGUGCUUUCGCUUGGGUUCAAUAUCAAGCUGCUCAGGCCGGUACCUUCGCCAUCAACCUCUUCAACACGACCACCGAUACGGUCACCGGUGCUGCCUCGAGCCUCUUCGGCGGCGCCAAGGAUAUUGCUGAGCAGAUUCAUCAGGGCUGGGAAAAUACAAAAGAACAGGCUGAAUUACCCGAUUGGGUCAAACAAGUUCUUCGACUUCAUGAAGAUAUCGGCACCGGUGGAUCCGGCGGCUCAGGCGGUGGCGGUGACCCAAAGCAGAGCAGAGUUGGUGCCGCAGCUGUCGCCGGCGCUUCAGCUGCCGCCUAUGGAUAUGAGAAGUCAAACACCGAUGAUCCUCGUGAUGGCGAAGAGGCGGCCAAGGACGACCAGAUGAUGAUUCUGACCAAGAAAAUGAUCGAGAUUCGAAGCAUAUUACAGAAGAUUGGGCAGUCGAGCACCCUGACCCUUCCCUCGAUCGUCGUCAUUGGCUCUCAGUCAUCCGGAAAGAGUUCUGUUCUGGAAGCAAUUGUUGGUCACGAAUUUCUUCCCAAGGGCUCAAACAUGGUCACACGACGACCUAUUGAGCUGACUCUCGUCAACACUCCAUCUUCCAAGGAGGAGUAUGGCGAAUUCCCCGAUCUCGGCCUACGACGCAUCACAGACUUCUCAUCUAUUCAGAGGACAUUGACCGAACUCAACCUUGCCGUCCCCGACACCGAGUGUGUCUCUGAUGACCCAAUUCAUCUCACCAUCUAUUCCCCCAACGUUCCUGACCUGUCACUCAUUGACCUGCCUGGUUACAUUCAAGUUGUCGGACAAAACCAGCCGUUGCAAUUGAAGCAAAAAAUUACUGAGCUCUGCGACAAGUACAUUCAGCCCCCCAAUGUGAUCCUCGCCAUCUCGGCCGCCGAUGUGGACCUGGCGAACUCGACUGCUCUGCGAGCAUCCCGCAGAGUUGAUCCUCGAGGCGAGCGAACCAUUGGUGUUGUCACAAAGAUGGAUCUGGUUGACCCUGUACGUGGUGCUGCCAUUCUCAACGACCAGCAGUACCCCUUGAGGCUGGGCUACGUUGGUGUUGUGCCCAAGGCUCCGCAAAGCCAGGGUCUGUUCAAGAUCGGCUCUACAAACCUUCUCUCCGACAUUGUCCGGAACGAGAAUGCCUUCUUCUCGUCUCAUCCCAUGGAGUUUGGCCCCGAAGCCGGCGUAAAUGUGGGAACCACAACGCUGCGCAAGAAGCUCAUGCAUGUUCUGGAGCAGACCAUGUCUUCUAGCCUGCAGGGCACAAGCGACGCUAUCCGACAAGAGCUGGAGGAGGCUACCUACGAGUUCAAGGUGCAAUACAACGAUCGCCCACUCUCAGCUGAGUCGUACCUCGCUGAAAGCCUCGACGCCUUCAAGCACUCGUUCAAGCAGUUCGCAGAAGAAUUCGGCCGACCUCAAAUGCAUGAGCUCUUGAAGCAGGAGUUGGACCAAAAGGUUCUUGACUUGCUUGCAGCUAGGUACUGGAAUAAGCCUAUCGAUGAUCUGUCGUUGGCCAAGCCUGACCUCGACAACCUGGCGGAUCUUCCCAAGGCUGAUCCCGACUCCCUUUACUGGCACCGACAGCUCGAUGCGUCCACCUCCGCACUUACGAAGCUCGGCGUUGGACGUCUGGCGACGACAGCUGUUGCAUCUUCGAUCCAGGCACAUAUUGAUUCCCUCAUCGCCCACUCCAGCUUUUCCACCCAUCCCUUCGCUCGCCAGGCCAUCAUGGAAGCUGCCUCUACCAUCCUCAAUGAGCGGUUCUACAGCACAAGUGAUCAGGUGGAGAACUGUAUCAAGCCAUACAAGUUUGAGAUUGAACUUGAGGACAGAGAAUGGGCCAAGGGACGAGACCACGUCGGUGGUGUUCUCAAGAAGGAGCUACAGGACUGCGAGGCAGCCAUGAAGCGACUCGAGGACACUGUCGGUGGACGACGAAAGCUGAAGGAGGUCAUUGCCUUUGUCGACAAGGCUCGAAAGGGCGAGAUUGUGGUGGAGGGUGAUGGACGAAGCGGCGCUGGCGGCUUCAGUGCAGCUCUUCUGGGCAAGGGACGUGAGGCUGUCUUCCUUCGUGACAGAGCCGACAUCAUCAAGAUGCGUCUGCUUGCAGUCAAGUCCAAGCAGUGCGCCAACCUCAAGAACAAGUACUACUGCCCCGAGGUCUUCCUCGAUGCUGCCGCUACCAAGCUGGCCUCCACUGCGGUCCUCUUCCUUAACGUUGAGCUCCUCUCCGAGUUCUACUACAACUUCCCCCGUGAGCUGGACCUCCGCCUCGGCCGCCACCUGUCCCAGGAGCAGAUCGAGAAGUUUGCCAAGGAGGACCCCAAGAUCCGCCGACAUCUCGAGGUCAUCCGCCGCAAGGAGCUGCUUGAGCUGGUCCUCGAGAAGAUGGAGAGCCUGCGGCAGCUCGACGGCCGCGGCGACCGUGACCGCAUGACCAGGAGGGAUUCUGGAAAGCAGCGUGGUCGCUGGGGUCUAUUCUAA
This is a messenger RNA of Fusarium keratoplasticum, 2757 nucleotides long. RefSeq lists its product as uncharacterized. Lineage: Eukaryota; Fungi; Ascomycota; Sordariomycetes; Hypocreales; Nectriaceae. The record is from RefSeq and is a predicted model, not a curated record. Bases 1 to 2757 code for a protein of 918 amino acids. The transcript is spliced from 3 exons. Gene Ontology annotation, cellular component: membrane; cytoplasm; microtubule. Gene Ontology annotation, molecular function: microtubule binding; GTP binding; GTPase activity.